Pecten maximus is the source of this 5127-nucleotide messenger RNA. Its product is annotated as histone acetyltransferase KAT2A-like. Gene Ontology annotation, biological process: positive regulation of transcription by RNA polymerase II; chromatin remodeling. Gene Ontology annotation, cellular component: nucleus; histone acetyltransferase complex. Lineage: Eukaryota; Metazoa; Mollusca; Bivalvia; Pectinida; Pectinidae. The record is from RefSeq and is a predicted model, not a curated record. Gene Ontology annotation, molecular function: histone H3 acetyltransferase activity; protein binding.
GUUUCAGGGCCUGAUGAAACUCUGGCUAGGUAAUGUAGACCUACUUCGAAAAUGAAUUAAGAAACAUUUAAUAUUUCACGGUAACAAAAAGUGAGCGAAAAUACGCGGGAACCCAUGGCCAUUCAUUCAGAAAUGAAGUAACCGUUACAUGGCGGGAUUUGCCGCAUUUAUGUUGUUCGAUUUUCGGAGCUCUUCGGCUUUCGGAACUACUCGGAUGUAUUCAAUGAGUUGAAUCAGACUGGAAGAUGUCUGACGCUUCAGAUAAACCCCUCCAAAAUGGAACCAGUGCACAAUCAAAACAGACUCUGACACAAGGCACAACCGGAGAAAUGUCAAGGCCUAAUCAUCUACAGCGAAUAGCACAGAAGAAAGCGAUCGUAUUGAACUACCCAAAGACAAAGAAGCUUGAAAAAUUAGCUGUGUAUUCCUCUUGCAAGCAGUCUGAUUCAUGUAAAUGCAAUGGAUGGAAGAAUCCAAAUCCCCCACCUACUCCCCCGAGGAUGGAUGUAUCUCAGCCACUAGCUAACCUUACAGACCCCUGUCGUAGCUGUUCACACACACUUGGUGCUCAUGUUUCCCACCUAGAAAACACAGAGGAAUCAGAACUGAACCGAUUAUUGAGAAUUGUUGUUGAUGUUGAAAACCUGUUCAUGUGUGUACACAAGGAAGAAGAUGCUGAAACAAAACAAGUCUACUUUUACCUGUUCAAGCUACUUCGGAAAUGUAUUCUAAAUAUGAGCCAGCCCACUAUUGAGGGGCCGUUGGGAAGUCCACCAUUUGAAAAACCUAGCAUAGCAAAGGGAGUGACAAACUUUGUGGUGUAUAAGUUUGGACAUCUAGCACAGCGUGAAUGGCAGACAAUGUAUGAUUUAGCCAAGAUGUUUUUACACUGUCUCAACCACUGGAAGUUAGAGACACCAACCAGCAGGACACAGCAUGCGGGUACUGAAGAUAUGGCUGUGUACAAAGUUAACUAUACAAGGUGGUUGUGUUACUGCCACGUUCCUGCAUUCUGUGACAGCCUUACAAGAUAUGAAACAACUCUCAUCUUUGGUCGUACUCUUCUCCGUUCCGUCUUCCAAACAAUGCGCAGGCAACUUCUUGACAAAUUUCGAGCUGAAAAAGAGAAGAUGCCACCUGAAAAAAGAACUCUUGUGCUGACUCAUUUUCCAAGAUUUUUAUCAAUGUUGGAAGAAGAGGUUUAUGGUACAAAUUCACCGAUAUGGGAUCCAGAAUUUUCCCAGAAUGCAGCAAAUAUGACAGGAUCCUCACCUAGUAAUCGUAUGGCAUCUGUCUGUUUAGAUUUCGAUGACUCAACAAAUCAUACACCGACUCCUCCCACAGCCACUGGGGUGAGUGGUUUGAAUCGGUUCACCACAUCAGGAACAGUCCCCGUAGCUAGCGGCGACACCUAUACAUCUAUCAAUGUGAGCCCAGGCCUCAUACCCUCCACCCGACGCAACUCCAAGGCAGAGCCCGGUGCUGGGAGUGAGCUCAAGAGGAAGUUGGAGGAUUCAUUCAGCCCUGAGGAGGCAAAGAGGAAGCGUAUCGAUGGUGACAUCAGUGCUGAGUACCUCGCUGAGGUGGUGGCCACCAUUACUGAGCCAGAGAAGAUGGUCGGACCUGAUACCUCACUGUUUCCUGCUCACUCUGCGCGUGACGAGUCAGCACGACGAGAGGAGAUUAAGGGUGUGAUAGAGUUCCAUGUAGUGGCCAAUAGUCUCAGCAACAGACCCUCCAAACAGACACUUAUCUGGCUCAUCGGUCUACAGAAUGUUUUCUCUCACCAGCUGCCACGCAUGCCCAAGGAAUACAUAACUCGCCUUGUGUUUGAUCCGAAACACAAAUGUCUGUCCCUGAUAAAGGACAACAAAGUGAUAGGAGGGAUAUGUUUCCGCAUGUUCCCUACACAAGGUUUCACCGAGAUUGUUUUCUGUGCUGUCACAUCCAACGAGCAAGUGAAGGGCUAUGGAACCCACAUGAUGAAUCAUCUAAAGGAUUAUCAUAUCCGACACAGUGUCCUUCACUUCCUCACAUUCGCUGAUGAGUAUGCCAUCGGCUAUUUCAAAAAACAGGGCUUUUCCAAAGACAUUAAAAUGAACAGAUCAGCCUACUUGGGCUACAUCAAGGAUUACGAGGGAGCGACACUGAUGGGCUGUGAACUUAACCCCCGAAUCUGUUACACAGACUUCUCCAGUGUGAUCAGGAAACAGAAGGAGAUUGUGAAGACCAUCAUAGAGAAGAAGCAGGAACAGCUACAGAAGGUAUACCCUGGUCUGACCUGCUUCAAGGAGGGUGUACGCCAGAUACCCGUGGAGAAUAUCCCAGGUCUACAUGAUCUUGGCUGGAAACCUCCUGUUGACAAAAACAAAGAUACGCCCAUGGAGAGUGAACAACUCCACUCAGCAGUCAAAACAAUACUACAGCAAGUUAAGUCCAAUGGCAGUUCCUGGCCAUUCCAGAAGCCUGUCGACAAGUCUGAGGCGCCCGACUACUACGAUCACAUUAAAUUUCCUAUGGAUCUGAAAACAAUGACAGAAAGAUUAAAAAACCGUUACUACUGCAACAAACGACUCUUCAUUGCCGACAUGACAAGAAUCUUCACAAACUGUCGAGCCUACAACAAACCUGACACUGAGUACUACAAAUGUGCUAACUCACUGGAGAAAUUCUUCUCCACAAAAAUGAAGGAGGCUGGUCUGAUGGAAAAGUGAAACACUGUUUCAUAGGGAGAAUGCGGAGUGUCGUGUUUUACCACAGGAAUUGAUACUGAAACUGCAAUAUUGAGAUCUGGAUGUGGAUGAGACUGAUAAACUUUAUACAGUAUUAAUAGAGGUUGCUCGUAGUCGGCCACAAUUUUGCGAAUAAAUGUAAAUAUUGAGUUACUAAGUUUUGAAGUACGUAUGGCGACAAUAUAGAUAAUUUUUACUCUCAAUAUUUUGUGCUCUGUAUUGUAAUUUCAAGCAUUUGCCUGCUGUCUUCAGCCUACCAGAACAGCCAAACUGCAGCAUUCGUUUGGUAGAAACUAUGUAUAACAUUAUAUUUGAGUGUAAAAAAUAUUUAAUCAAUCCCAUUAUUAGGGUAUUCAGCAAUAGCAGAGUUCUUUAUUUUAAGUCCAGUAGUGAAAUCUUCAUAUAGAUCCAAAACUGAAAUGUGUUUUAUAUUAAUGUAAAAUUUAUAUUGUUUCAUUUUAAUAAGAGAAGAACAUUCAGCCUGUUUAUAUGAUAAUUAUACCAAUUUGGGUAUUUCAAUUUAACUGCUACAUCCAGUCAUAGUUUAUAAUUAUGAUGAAUUGCAGUGCAAGUCUCACAUAAGUGAAUUGGUGUGUGUAAGUAGUGAGAUGAGUACAGGGUUGUCGUACAAGUGUUUUUUUAAUCGGUAUACAAUCAGUCGAAAGGAUGUGUGUACGUGUCUGGAUGAGGAAUGUGAGUAUUUAAAGGAGUAAAUGAACAAUAUUGACUCAGUAACUCAGCCUUACAUACACAAUUAUACAUGGCCAUCACUUCCCACAUUUAUAGGUCUCAUGACAUAAUUUAGUCUUUCAAGAAUUCUGAUAAAUUAUUAUAAGUACUCUGAACCUCACGUUUGAAGUUCUAUCAUUCUUUUGACUAUUGUACCAGUACGGAGGGCAGAAUCACCUGAUCAAAUAGUGCUGCAGCCAUGAGUUAUCUCCCCUGUCUCAUAAAUAUUCCUUAACUUAAAAUUUUCAAUAGGAAAGCAUUACAAUACAUUACAUUAUAGCUUAUGUUAUAUUAAAGGAAUUUCCAUCCACAAGUGAAGGAAUGUUGAUGACACCGGGGCCUGUUCAAAGGACAGAUUUUACUGGUAUAACCAGACAUGAAUUUUGGACUCUAACAUUGUUUUUUGUUCAUUUUGUCUGCUUCAUCUAUUCAAUAUUUAAGGUUGAUUAAGCACCCUAUUUACACCCUGAAUCAUCAGAUGGAAGUGUUUUUGAGUAUCAAAGAAAUGAAAUAUAAACAGCUGUCAAGAUGGUUAUGUCACCAUUAACAGUUUAUCACUGAGACUUUUGUUUAUAGGUCAGUUUUUAGUUCUAACGUUUCAGGUAUAAAUCUUGACAGACAUGCAGAUAUUAAUACAGGUCUUGAAAAUAUUUGUCGAGGCUUUUCUGAAAACAACAUAAAAUCAUAAGGUCCAUCAUUAUUUCAUAAAAGAACAAACCACACAGACAAAUGGUGUGUAGUCAGCUGGUCAAUUUUGAAUUGUGUAGGACUGCAAACACCCACAACAAUUUCUCUCUAGAUUGUGUGGAAUGGGCAAACAAAGGUAAACUUUUAUACAUCUGAAAAUGAGGUUAAGUUGGUGGACAGGUGUGUUGAGAGUGAUUUUUAAUCGGCAGUAUGUAAUAGUUAAUGGUUUAAAGUUUUGCAUAAAUGGGGUUGAAUAUUCACUAUUUACUAAGGAGUUGCAGUGGAGCCUUUAUGUCAGGGAAAAAUGGAUUUUCUGAUAUAAAGUUUUAACAGAAAUCCUGUUCUAGAAAUGUGUGCAAAAAGUACAUACCAUGAUGUAUGCAUCACAUAGAAAAACUUCCAAGAAAUUUCUGGGAACCUACCAACAUAUAUUUACCAAGUGUUGAAUACCGAAACAACAUAGAAAUCAGGUUUCACACUAAAAACCUUUCUGAAUGGAAGCCUCUGUACACACUGCCUUAAAAUGUUAAAGAGUUGACUAGUUCUUGAACGGUUACAGAAACAUGAAUACCAGUGAUCUCUCUGGUGUGGUCUAUGUUGAAUAUUUGCAUGAACCAAGGGAGGUAGUCCGUUCAUUUCAUGAAUUUUUCAGUAUCAUGAUUUCAACGAGUAAAUGAUGCAGGGCUACUUCGCACUACUGUGAUUUAUCAUUGCGUCAGUAAAUAAAUAUACAUCUACGUAAAGCAAGCCUUUAAUUUUAUCAUGACAUGUUCUAAUGAUGCAAACAAGUAUAUCGGGUGAAACUAUGGAUUUUGAAAAUACAGUCGCUGAAAUCAACUGAUGUUUCACUUUUGUAUUGUUUGAUAAGAGAGGAUAGAUCUCUACAAUGUUAAUUGUAUCAAUGGUCAUCGUCAUGUUGUCAUUCUUCUUGUAUUGAGAAUAUCAUUACAUCAUCACAAUCAAUAAAUCAUCAAAGAAG